Molecule: messenger RNA, 3199 nt
Organism: Miniopterus natalensis
Lineage: Eukaryota; Metazoa; Chordata; Mammalia; Chiroptera; Miniopteridae
Source: RefSeq, a predicted model, not a curated record
AUGGCCAAGACCCCUAGUGACCACCUGUUGUACUCCCUGGAGGAGCUGGUGCCCUAUGACUUUGAGAAGUUCAAGUUCAAGCUGCAAAACACCAGCCUGGAGAAGGAGCACCCCCGGAUACCCCGAGGCCAGCUCCAGACAGCUAGGCCAGUGAAGGUGGCCGCUCUUCUACUCAGCCACUAUGGGGAGAAGUCUGCCGUGCGGCUGACCCUGCAGGUCCUGAGGGCCAUGAACCAGCACCUCCUGGCAGAGGAGCUCCACAGGGCGAUUGGCCCAGAACGUCAGAUACAAGAAAGUGACACUGACUGUCCAGCAAUGUCUUGUUCUUCUGGGGAGAAUAAGCCCAAGAACCUGAGGAUACCGGAUGGCCUGGAAGGCGACAGGCAACAGCAAAGUGGUGAUGGGGCAGCCAGCCAGCCCGAGGCUGGGAAAGGGCCCCAGAAGAGGCCUCAGGGCAAACGGAGAGAUCAGAAGGGCUCAGAGGGCCUGGAUGUGCUCAGCAAGCCAGGGGCCAGGGGCGGGACUCUGUCGCCCAGGAGAAACCCAUUCCCCAGCAAGGUGCAAGGGGUGAGUGUGAAGCUACGCAGGAAUGCCAGCUCUGCAGGGAGGCUCCAAGGACUCUCCAGUGGGUCGUUUGCUGGAUCCCCAGGAAGGAAAGAAUGCAAGAUAUCUGAAGCAUGUGCACCUUCAAAAAAAAAUCGACCCAGAAGUCUUGAAUUUACCAUUUCCUCAGGAGAGAGAGAACCCCCCAAUCCAGAAAUUCUUUUGCUUCAAGAGAAAAUGAGAAGUGAGAAUCUGGAUUUAGCAGCUACCCCCAGCAAAGUGGCCACUCUGGAUGUAGGGGCUACUGUGGCUCCAGAUAAAGGCUCCAGAAAUCCAGAGAAUUCUGUGACAGGUAGGCUGCAGGAUGAAGUGUGUCCCCUCUGCCGGGCCCAGGAAGGAGAUCCAGUUGGUGGCACUUGUGUGCAUACCUGCAGUGCCUCCGUUGCUUCUAGGCAUCCCAAGGCCUCAGGUGAUUGCUUGCCCAACUGCCUCAGGUGCCAGGUCUCACUCCCAGGGAAGAGCUCUGGAGGCCUUGAACGGCAGGAGGGCCGGCAGGUGGCCAGCCUGAGCCCAAAUCCCCUGCCGCAAUGUGAGCGUCACAUGAAGCAGGUCCAGCUGCUCUUCUGCGAGGACCAUGGGGAGCCUAUCUGCCUCAUCUGCAGCCUGAGUCAGGAGCACCGAGGCCACCGGGUGCGCCCCAUCGAGGAAGCUGCCCUAGACUACAAGGAGCAAAUUCGGAAGCAGCUGGAGCAUCUGAAGGAGUUGAGAAGAUUUGGAGAAGAGCAGAGAUCUCAGGGGGAUAAGAACACUGAGAAGUACCUGAAACAAACUGAAAUCCAGAAGCAGAGAGUCAGGUACCAGUUGGAGCAGUUGUGCCGGUUUCUGGAGCAGCAAGAGAGGCUCUUUGUGGCCUGGCUGGAGAAGCUGGGCCAGACCAUUGGCCAGGUCAGGGAGACAUAUGACACCCAAGUGUCCAGGGACGUUGCCCUUCUCAACAAGCUGAUUGAGGAGCUGGAGGCCAAGCAGUGCCAGCAAGAAUGGGAGCUUAUGCAGGACAUCGGAGUCACCCUGCACAGAGCCAAGACAGUGACUGUCCCUGAGCCAUGGACCACCCCUCUAGAGGUGAAAGAAAAGAUCCACCUGCUCCACCAGAAAUCAGAGUUUGUGGAGAAGAGCAUGAAGCAUUUCUCAGAAACCCUGCGUUCAGAAAUGGAAACUUUCAAUGUUCCAGAACUGAUUGAUGCUCAGGCACAUGCUGUUAAUGUGUUUCUGGAUGCAGAAACUGCCCACCCCAACCUUAUAGUCUCUGAUGACCUGAAGAGUGCUCGACUUGGAAACAAGUGGAAUCGUAUGCCUGACAGUCCGGAAAGAUUUGAUAGCUGCAUCUUUGCCCUGGGCUCUCCAAGCUUCCUCUCUGGCCGCCAUUACUGGGAAGUGGAGGUGGGCGACAAGACAGGGUGGGUCCUGGGCAUCUGCAAGGCAUCCACAAGCAGAAAGGGGAACAUGGCUCUGUCACCAGAAAAUGGCUACUGGGUGGUGAUGAUGAUGAAGCGAAAUGAGUACCAGGCAUCCACAUUUCCCCCAACCCGCCUGCGGAUGAGGGAGCCCCCAAGGCGUGUGGGCAUCUUCCUGGACUAUGAGGCUGGGGACAUUUCCUUUUACAAUGUGACAGCCAAAUCGCACAUCUACACAUUCACCAGCUUCUCCUCCUCUGGGCCCCUUCAACCUGUCUUCAGCCCUGGGACACAUGAUGGAGGGAAGAACAUGGAUCCUCUCAUCAUCUGUCCAGUGGGUGACAAGGGGCCUCACUGAAAGCCCUGCAUUUUGCAUCUCUCUUCCAACUCCCAGCCUUGUAUCUUGAAUUCAUACAUUUGACAGUAAUUAUUGAACAUAUCCUGGGUUCUGGGUACACUGGGAAAUAAAUCAGAGAAUAGUCCCUGUGCCCCAGGAGCUUAUGGAAUAGUAGAAACUAGCUAGGUACCCAAAUAAUGGCAAACCAAGGGCACAGAGAACAUCUUUUCACGGAAAGAUGUAGUGAUGACAUGCCAUGUUUUUUCAGAGUACGAAGUACAUGGCUAUUGCUCAAUAAACCCUUGUGUGGAUCAGCACCCUAAGAUGUUCCUGAGACAGAGAUCCCACCCUCAUUUUCCCUCAGUACCCAUUACAAGGAUGUAUCCCCUCAUUUUAUUCUCUCCUGUCUUGAGGACUUGGAAAUUCUAGGGGGAAAAACAAGCAGAGUGGAUUGCUAUAAAAAACUUUUGUACCUGGUACAGCUCCUUUGACUAUUGUAGAAUCUAGAUACUGAACUUUUUUUAUAGUACAUUCUUCAUAAAUAUUUUAUAUAUUAAACAUUUAUAUCUGUAAGAUAAAAUUUUCCCUGUCUGUUGUUUUUUUAAAUAUAAUUCACAUACCAUAAAAUUCAUCCUUUUAAAGUAUAUAGGACUUCCGGUCAAGAUUGUUGGAAUAGGUAAAUGCUGUGCUUGCCUUCUCCCAUAAAAAUUACAACUAAAUUAUAGAACCACCCUUGAGAACCAUCUGAAGACUAGCUGGAUGGAACUCCUACAACUGAAGAUAUAAAUAAGAAGCUGCACAAAUACUAGUAGGAGAAACAAAGAUGUGAAACAGGCUGGCCCCACACCCACGUGUGCUGGUUAAG